Molecule: messenger RNA, 1402 nt
Organism: Saccoglossus kowalevskii
Lineage: Eukaryota; Metazoa; Hemichordata; Enteropneusta; Harrimaniidae
Product: alpha-aminoadipic semialdehyde synthase, mitochondrial-like
Cellular component (GO): cytoplasm
Molecular function (GO): saccharopine dehydrogenase activity
Source: RefSeq, a predicted model, not a curated record
GUGAACGUGACAUGAUUAUUAUGAGACAUGAUAUCGGCAUUCUAUGGCCAAAUGAUACAAGAGAAACACAUCACAUUGAUUUAAUUGUAUAUGGCGACCCUGAUGGAUACUCUGCAAUGGCCAAGACUGUAGGAUUACCAUGUGCAAUUGCUUCUAAAAUGCUGCUGGAAGGUGAAAUUGAACAGAAAGGCAUGGUAGUUCCAUUUCAGAAAGAAAUUUACGAGCCUAUCCUGCAUAUUCUGAAAGAAGAGGGAGUAGUCAGCACUGUCAAAAUUGAAAAAGAACAUUAAAGAUUGUUGCCACUGAGAAAUGACAAGCAUGAGAACAAAUUGAUAAAACAUUGAAUGUAUGUUAAAAUUUGUCAAACUCACAAUUUGUCUCCUAGGAGAUAAUUUUCUAAAUGAACAUUUGUCUGCAUUAGUGUGGUAAGAUUUCUAAUGUGAUUCAAACUGGCACUCUAAUCAUAGUUUGAAGAAGUCUGGAGAAUCAUGUGCCACUGUGAUAAUUUAAGGCCAGUCUAUGGAAUCAAGUGAACAUUGUAUACAUUGUUUUCACUUGGAAAUGAGUUACUAUUAUUUUUUUUAUGGAUUGAAUUCUGUGUGUGCGUUCAUAUCCAGCUGUAUACAUGCUUGGACCAAUUAAGUUGAAUUUUCACACAUACAUCAAACAAUAUAACGGAAAUAUGCACAAGAUUUUGUUCCAUGAUCUGAUUCAAGAUGCAUCAAAAUCACACAUUUUCACCAUUACGAAACUGGAUCUCAGUCGUGCAUGUACAGAUUCUGUUCAAAUUUAAAAUAGAUGUUGAACAUAAUGAGAUCUUACCAGGUAAUAAACAUCAGGCUGACUUGCAAUGCAGUUCUAAAUCCAUAUAUCUGACUUGCAUGGAUCGAUCAAGUUUAAACUUCACACACAUCAGUUUAUAUAUAUAUACUUAAUAUAUAUACUAACAAGGACUAUGUCAUUGACAAUGACUGGUUUAUAUUGUACUAUCAGUAUUAUUUGUCUGUAGUAAAUGAAAUGAAUUUAUGACUUACACAGUUUCACUUUUUGUAAUUUUAGGUAGACUUCUUACAACCUAAUCUGUAUUUAAUCUUUUCAUUAUAAUAGUUGGCGAUAUAAUGUACUCCACAAGGAGUUUUAGAUCUCUAGUUUAAAUAACAUGUGAUAAACAAGGAACUAAGUGCCAUGACAGUGGUACAGUUGUUUGACAGGACAACUUGUACAAUGAAUUGGACAUCUAGGGAAAUGUCACUGAACAAACAAACAAAUUGAAGUAUUGCUUUAUGUAUUUGUGUCAAUCAAUCUGUCCAUUCUUGAAUUUUAUGUCAUUGUUAUGACUUUUAUCAUCUGUACCCCUCAGUGCAAUGCAACAAAUAAAACGUUUUAGUAGCAGCCAACGGAU